Leucoraja erinaceus (little skate) is the source of this 2236-nucleotide messenger RNA. It is a transcript of the gene cdca7b, whose product is annotated as cell division cycle associated 7b. Gene Ontology annotation, biological process: regulation of DNA-templated transcription. Lineage: Eukaryota; Metazoa; Chordata; Chondrichthyes; Rajiformes; Rajidae. The record is from RefSeq and is a predicted model, not a curated record. Gene Ontology annotation, cellular component: nucleus.
UAAUGAAAUACGAAAAUGGAACAAUACCAUAAGUAUUUCUAUGUAGAUAUGCGGGAGUUGAUGAUGUGGGGAGCAAUAUCAUUUGCAGGGACUAAGGACUUUGAAGUGAACACCCCUCCUACGGCUGGGCCGCUGGCACGGUCCGAUUGUCCCGCGGGGUUCCAUUAUCCCAGCCGCGCGCGCGAGCGCGGGAAGUGUUGGCCCGGAUUCCCGGGGCAUUUAAUCUGCAGGAUGGAGGAACUCUGUAGUGUGAUGUCAACAUUGGUUGCAGAGAUCUUUAAUACAGAGAGUGAUGAUGAAGAAUUUAAGGGUUUUCAAGAAAGUGACUUUGCCAACAGUUAUGGACGGUUUAAACAUAUGUCAAAAUUGGUUGCAGAGAUCUUUAAUACGGAGAGUGAUGAUGAAGAAUUUAUGGGUUUUCAAGAAAGUGACUUUGCCAAUAGUUAUGGACGGUUUAAACAUAUAUCAAAGACGUUAGCAGAUAUUUUUGAUGCUCCAAGCGAUGAGGAGUUUUCGGGUUUUCCAGAGGAUGAGUGUAAUACGGUACUUGAUCAUGCCCAGGACAAACCGAAUAAGAACAUAAAUGUUUCCAAAUUCCAGUCCAAGUACAUUACAGAAGAGUUGAUUGAAGUUUUCACAGAUGAUAGUUUCUCAGUUGAUUGUGUUUUUGAAGGGUUCCCUUCAAGUACUUUUGAAUCUAAUGGCGAGCUGGAUUCGAAGUCCAUGAGUUUGGAAAUGGAGGAUGAAGAUGAAGGUUUUACUAAUGAAGAGGAGGAGGAGGAGGAGGAGGAUGAUGAUCUAUCUUCCAUCGGAAGUGAAAUGGAACCAACAUCAAAGAAACCCCAUUUUGGACUGUGUGUGGCAUUUAAAUUUCCAACAAGGCGGCCAGCAAAGAGAAAGGAGCGUGAGCUGGAUGUGUCCGAGUCUGAAUCAGAUGACGACUCUGGGUCAAGGAAGAAGCGGUCUAAUGUUUUGCUAAAGCGAGCCAUGAACAUUAAAGAGAAUAAAGAGAUGCUUGCUAAACUAAUGGCAGAAUUAAAAUCAAUGCCUGGACUCUUUCCAGUGAAUGUGCAGACUUCACCUUCAAAACAGAAAAGAACUCCGAAGAGAACUUUUUCUGAAGGAAAGAUUGAACGCCGUGUGAAUCCAACCAGAAAUGCACGGCCUCCUGAGGGGUUUUCUGUGGAAAAGCUUGCGAUGGACCAAGUGAAAAACUUCCGUUUGAGAUCUGAUCUAUCAGAUCGUUUUGUUGAGGAUGAAAGUUUAAAGAAAAGGAGGCGAAGAUCUUUCAAAUACAAGCCAGGAUUCGCUGUUAAUAUCACAGACGAGGAUUUGGAAAAUAUUGCCAUCACUGUUAAAGAUAAAAUUUAUGAUCGUUGUAUGGGAAGCACUUGCCAUCAAUGUCGACAGAAGACAAUCGAUACCAAGACGAUCUGUCGUAAUCAUGAUUGUUAUGGCGUAAGAGGACAAUUCUGCGGACCCUGUUUGCGCAAUCGAUAUGGAGAAAAUGUGAAAACGGCCCUUCUAAACCCUGACUGGGUUUGCCCUCCUUGCAGAGGGAUCUGUAAUUGUAGCUUCUGCCGUCGUCGGGAUGGACGGUGUGCCACGGGGAUUCUUGUUCACUUGGCAAAAUUUUAUGGAUAUGAUAAUGUUCAAGCCUAUUUGGAAAGUUUACAGAAACAACUAAUUGAAGAUUAAGACAAGAACUAGGAUUUGUUCAGAAUCAGCCUCCUUUAAUGUUAUACAUCAAUGAAACAUAAAAAGCAUACUUUUUACAGCUAAACUAUGCUUGGAAAUACUUUAUUGCAAGAACUAAAAUGUAGUUCUGGAAGUAACGUCUGGAAGCUGAGUGUUUUUCGAAAUAGCUUUUGCAGUUGAAAAUGUUUUUUAUUGUUUAAACCCAUGUUCAAAUCUGUUUUACAUACACAUAGGUGAUUUCUGGUGUUAUUACAAUGUCUAGGGUUAUUAUCUAAAUUGCAAGUAAAUAUUUUGUGUACGUUAACACUAAAUGAGGGGUUAAUAUGUCUUAUGCAUAAUGGCUAAAUAAUUAAAACUGGAAAUGUCGCAUAUAUUGGAAGCUACGAGUUUGAUAAUUCAGCAAUAUAAGCAUUAGAUUUGUUAAAUGUUAAUCUGUCAUUUUUUUGAUAUUUAGAACUUGGAAAAAAUUGCAUGUUGUAAAAUAAAUGUACAAUUUCUAACAAAUGUUGCAUAAAAUAAAAAUGGAUAUAUGUUGUGC